Messenger RNA from Closterium sp. NIES-65, 1383 nucleotides. The record is from the annotation of a GenBank genome assembly. NCBI's taxonomy places the organism in Eukaryota, Viridiplantae, Streptophyta, Zygnematophyceae, Desmidiales, Closteriaceae.
AUGUCGGACGGUGCCCCGUCAGGCGCAUAUCUCACUGACGGGGGAGAAAGGACUCAUGUGAACGGGAGCGCUAACCAGACUAUUGAUGUUCACGAAGGCGUCCCAAUUCCCGGCGAUUUCUCCGCUGGCAGCGCCUUUACCCCCGCGACGCAAGCACGGCGGCGCUUCAUAGAGGACAAGGGCGCGGGGGACAACGUGGCGGCGGAGCGGGCGGAGAUGCUUGCGCGCGUGCUUGCGCCCAGCGGAGACUGCCUCCCGCGGAUCAAGCUCGGCGCGGCAGGGGGGGCAGGGGAAGCUUCAGCGGGCUGGUUGGGAGCGGAGGUAGCUUCGCGCGCGAACACAACCCAGCCAAUAAGGCGAGCCCAGCGGCGAACGCUCACUCCAAAUGGCGGCGAGUCGUCGUUCCCCCUGUCCGUUGCCUCUGCGACCACCUUCGUCGCCGCGUGCGUCGUCGCUGCUGGCGCGGCCUUCGCACGGCACAAGUCGCUUCCCGCUCCGCCCGCUGCCUCCGUCUCAGCGAUGGUUGCAGAGGCCAGUCUGCCAGUCAAGGAUCAGGUGCUGGGCCACUACGCGGUGGAGGAAGCGCCUCACAGCGACCUGCGCCCCGUGCUGGGCGAUGGCAGCUGCGCACAGCAGCAGCGCGCUCGUUCCUGUCAAUGCAGGACGCGGCCAGGCGGGAUGGCAUCUUCCUCACGCCCCUCUCCGGGUGAGCGCUCCCACUCGUCCUCUCCACUCAUGUCCCUCCCACUCGUCCUCUCCACUCAUGUCCCUCCCACUCGUCCUCUCCACUCAUGUCCCUCCCACUCGUCCUCUCCACUCAUGUCCCUCCCACUCGUCCUCUCCACUCAUGUCCCUCCCACUCGUCCUCUCCACUCAUGUCCCUCCCACUCGUCCUCUCCACUCAUGUCCCUCCCACUCGUCCUCUCCACUCAUGUCCCUCCCACUCGUCCUCUCCACUCAUGUCCCUCCCACUCGUCCUCUCCACUCAUGUCCCUCCCACUCGUCCUCUCCACUCAUGUCCCUCCCACUCGUCCUCUCCACUCAUGUCCCUCCCACUCGUCCUCUCCACUCAUGUCCCUCCCACUUGUCAUCUCCUUUCACGCCCCUCGCUGGGUAGGCCCCUCCAUCUCUGUUCCUCUCAACCCUCUUGCCCGGUGCCAGUGUGCACGACAACCCUCCCCAUCGUUUCCCUUCCUCCCAACUCCCAUGUCGCAUCUCAAACGCCCUCCAUCAACCUUCAACUUCUUCCUCCCUCUCCCACUCUCUCGCCCUGCUUCUCAACGUCCUGUGCGGGACCAGCAGUCGGUGUUCUACGGAGUGAAGGCAGCGCGCAACCAGAACAUCAGGCAGCGAGCCAAGGUGCCACGAGGGGAUGUGGGUUGA